Danio rerio (zebrafish) is the source of this 1741-nucleotide messenger RNA. The record is from RefSeq and is a predicted model, not a curated record. Lineage: Eukaryota; Metazoa; Chordata; Actinopteri; Cypriniformes; Danionidae.
UUAUAAUUUGUUUAUUUAUGUGGCAUCAUGGCUGAACUUGAACUAAGAUCGCCAUCCGCUGUGUAAAACAUAUGCUAGAUAAGUUGGCAGUUCAUUCCUCUAUGGCGACCCCAGAUUAAUAAAGGAACUAAGCCGAAAUGAAAAUGAAUGAAUUAUGUUCAUUGUGGUUAUAUUACAGAUGUCCAGUUCCAGAAAAGUGGUUGAAUUGUUCUAUGAUGUCGUUUCUCCUUAUUCCUGGCUGGCAUUUGAGGUCUGUCAUUUUAUUUUUGUCUUUUUUUUUUUGUCUUGCCAUCAGUACCAAUAUGACUGAUUUUCUGUGUUUAGGUGCUGUGUCGCUACAAAAAUGUUUGGAACAUUGACCUCAAAUUUAAACCAUCAUUUUUAGGAGGAGUUUUUCACGGUUCAGGUAACACUGAACCUGGAAUGGUCGAUAAUAAGCUCCAUUAUAUGAUCACAGAUCUGAAACUGAUGUCUGAGUACUAUGGGGUCCCUGUAAAUCCACCUUCGCCUUGUAAGAAAGAUACUUUGCCUGCAAUGCGCUUUGUGACUGCUAUAGCAGAGAAAAACCAAGAGGAAAAUGUGCUGGUGGAGAAGGUUUCUAGAGAGCUUUGGAAACGAAUGUGGCAAAAGCAUCAGGACAUUACCCAGCCUCUCUCGCUUACUGAGGCAGGAUUACUGGCAGGUCUCUCAGCCAAUGAGGUGGAAGAAAUGCUGACUAAUGCCAGCUCUCAGCCAAUUAAAGACAAGCUGAAGAGUGUCACACAGGAAGCCUUGGACAAAAAUGUUAGUGACUUUAUGCCACAGCCUCUUUGUGAUGAUUUUUUAAAUUGCAGUAAACAUAUAAUUUUUCCUUUUUCAGGCCUUUGGUCUUCCAAUCAUUGUGUGCCAUUUUAAUGGAAAGGUUGAAGUUUUCUUUGGUUGUGACAGAUUUGAGCUCAUAGCUCAUUGCAUCGGUAACUACAAUUUAAGUGUUGGUAACUGUUGAUUGGACUACCUGAUUAACCAACUUUAACAAUUUGUUUGACUAAUGCCAUUAAUUUUUUUACAAAGAGUCAUUUAUUUUUGCAGAGCCAGUCCUAAAUUACAGGGGCCCUAUGCAAAACUCUGAGAUCGGGCCCCUGUAUGUACCUUAAUAAAAAUCCCCAAAUGACCCCAAACCCAUGAAUCUUUUCUUUCAGAGCAGUUUAAUUAAUUGUUUAAAUUAAACAAUUUAGCCUAACUAAAUCAAGUAAUCAGACAUCAUUAUUGAUUCUUAUUAAAGUUACUAUAGUUAAAUAAAUAGCAGUGAAUGAAUCACUCAUUGUAUUAUCAUCGUCAGUUUAAUUAACAAUAAAUUACAGAUCUCAUGACAAGCAUUGGAUUACUUACGUGAUACCUAAACUCAUUAUAGUACUAAUUAGCUUUAGGUGGAAAGUAUCAUGUUUUUUAUUUCUAAAAGUAAGAUCUUUAGUGAUGUUGUAUUAGCCAGGACAAUCUGAUCAUUCCAUCCAUUUACUGUAUGUGUCAAUAAAUACUUUGUUGAAAAAAAACAUGCAGCUUCUGUCAUGCAUAUGUAUUUACGAGUUUAUCUACAACUUGUCAAUUAACCAUCUUGCCAAACUGGUUAAAAUAAUUAAAUGAUACAAUUGGAUGAUGAAUGUUCAUCUCACCUACUUUAUUAUUUAUACCAUAGCUGGUUUUCUUGAUGAUUUUAAAGACUUUUAAAAGGAUUUAAAAACUUUGGUUAAUUUUCCAAUCAUUC